UCGAACGUAUCGCCAUUCCGCCGGAUCGAUCCUCGCCGCAUUCGCCCUUGGAGGAGGGCGAGACGAGGAGGAUGGCGGCGCGCUCGAGUCUCAGAUUCGCGUCCCCCGCGCUCAGGGAGCUGCGUCUGCACCUGAGCCAGAGCUCAGAGGCGAGCCGCGGGGUCAGGGAGUUCAUCGAGGCUCGCUUUGUGACGCUCAAGACGGAGAAUCCCAACCUCCCCGUGCUCGUGCGGGAAUGCCGCGACGUUCCCGCCCGCCUCUGGGCGCGAUACGCCUAUGGCCAAGAGAGAAGUGUUCUGCUGGACAACCUGAGCGCUGAGCAAGUCACCAAGGAGGUGGAAGCCCUCGCCAAUGCCAAGGUCUAAGCGGCGAGAAGACCCAAGCGAGCAUGCUGCCCGUGUCACGGUGCUACGAUACGGCCUUUCAGAUGGCCCGGCCCGGGUUGGCAAUACAAGGCCGUUCAUAAUGGUGUCGCCCAUGAUUGAACGCUUAUAAUUCGACGGAAGUUUGAGCUGCGUGGUUUAAAUGUCAGCAGGAUAUUCCUUGUAUAUGCAGGUUUCUAACAUAAGUGUUGGUGCGAUCUUCCAACCAGACAAAUGAAGCAUUAACCCAACAAAUUGGCAUACACCUGGGACUCUUAAUAUCGAUACGGUGUUUUGCCAUAGCAGGCUUGUGGGGGUUUAGGACAAAGUUCACAAUAAAAUCUUAAGACGAAAAAGCAUGUGUCCACAAGUGCCGUGGUGACGUCACUACUACUUGGGAGGCAAACAGCUUUGUAGCUUUAACCUCGCUCAAACUGGUAAUUGUAAUUAUUUCAUGAUGGACGGCACCAAUAUAGGCAGCCAGUAUAAUGCUGUGGCCAGCACCACAAAUUGGACAUGAAUCCAUCCUACUGCUCUAAACACAACCUAUUUAAAAAUAUAAACAUUGUUCAAAAUGAUUGUAAAUAAUAAAAAUGUAUGGUUGUGAUUAUUGGAAA
Lethenteron reissneri (Far Eastern brook lamprey) is the source of this 979-nucleotide messenger RNA. RefSeq names its product NADH:ubiquinone oxidoreductase subunit A2 (gene NDUFA2). NCBI's taxonomy places the organism in Eukaryota, Metazoa, Chordata, Hyperoartia, Petromyzontiformes, Petromyzontidae. The record is from RefSeq and is a predicted model, not a curated record. Gene Ontology annotation, cellular component: respiratory chain complex I.